GGCCAGGCAGUGAUUCCUCUCAAGUUUGUAGAUCCAGAUCAGUGGAGCGACGCGUUAAAAGUCAUCAAGAGAAACAAGGACAAGAUUUUGCUCACCAUGUCAUCAGAAGAAGUUAUUGUUAGUGGUCCAAAGCAAAGCCAAGAUGAAUUCAGUGCCGUCCUGAAUGCAAUGCAGACGACAAACACACCAGCUGAACAGCACAAACCUGCUACAGAUGGUACAUUACUGAAGAUGUACAUGGACCUCAAAAAUCCAUUUACUAAGGCAAGACUACCAACAGAAGAAAAACGCAGGAAGGUGGCUAAGACAUCUGCUGAAGAUCUUAACACCAAAGAUAAAUGUGGUUUAGAGGUUAAAUCUAGCAACAGACAAGGCGAUAGUGAUUUAGGAAAUUACUUUCAGUCUUUGCUGCAACAGAAAAGGGACUCUAGAGCAGAUCUACAGAAUUCCAUUAAAACGUCAACCAGGCAGUUUUUGGAGGACAGCAAAGAUGACUCAUGUUCAAUUUGUUUGUCCGAUUUUAUUAAUAAGAAGCAGCUGAAGUGUAAACAUGCAUUUUGUGAGGGGUGCCUGCAAAAUGCAAUAAAAACAUGUGGACCCAUCUGUCCGAUAUGCAAGGAUGUUUUUGGUGUGAUGAAGGGAAACCAACCUGAUGGAACAAUGACUUGGAAUAAGUAUCCAUUAUCCCUCCCUGGAUUCCCAUAUAAUGGCCAUAUAUUAAUCACCUACGACAUUCCAAGUGGAAAACAGACGGAAGAUCAUCCAGAACCUGGUCAGUACUAUGGAGGAACUACCAGAAUAGCAUAUCUUCCUGACAACAAAGAGGGAAAUGAAGUUCUGCUUCUCCUGAAAAAAGCUUUUGACCAGAAGCUGAUUUUCACUGUUGGGACUUCGAGGACAACUGGGAUGGAUAACAUGGUGACCUGGAAUGACAUCAAUCACAAGACGUCCAUGACAGGAGGACCACAGUGCUUUGGGUAUCCAGAUGAGAACUACCUGAGCAGAGUCAAGGAGCAGCUGAAAGCGAAGGGCAUCCAGUGAAGUCUUUACAUUAACUGAAUUUU
Molecule: messenger RNA, 1064 nt
Organism: Poecilia latipinna (sailfin molly)
Lineage: Eukaryota; Metazoa; Chordata; Actinopteri; Cyprinodontiformes; Poeciliidae
Product: E3 ubiquitin-protein ligase DTX3L-like
Exons: 3
Coding region: 97-1041 (314 amino acids)
Biological process (GO): protein ubiquitination; Notch signaling pathway
Molecular function (GO): metal ion binding
Source: RefSeq, a predicted model, not a curated record